Messenger RNA from Cylindrotheca closterium, 1179 nucleotides. Lineage: Eukaryota; Bacillariophyta; Bacillariophyceae; Bacillariales; Bacillariaceae. The record is from the annotation of a GenBank genome assembly.
AUGAACUCCAUACCUGGCUUUGCGAGUCUCCCCCAGAAGAGCCCAGACGACGACGAAAGGUCAUCAUCCAGUGAUGGCACCGUCGAAGAGCCGACGGAAACAGAACAACGGUACGCUGCCCUCCGAAACCAUCAAAUACGAUUUGCAGAUGCCAUCGAUCCCAACGCUGAACGAGUCCACAAGCUCCGCAAGAAGGACAUCAUCUUUGGAAGAGGCCGUGGAUUCCAAAACCAUCCCGGUAACGAGCGCAUGCGCGAUAUUAUCGAAAAAUACAAGACCCAAUACCACUCAUUGAACCGUGAUGGCAAACGAAAGCUUGUGGAAGCUGUCCACGCAGAGAUCACCGAAGGUGGAGCAAGAUUCCUCAAGAAGCUUGACAAUGAGCAAGCAUGGGUGGUUGUUGACCUACCCAUUGCACUGCAGAAGGUGAGCCACACCAUGAGAUGCCGAAAAAGUAUUAUUCGGCAGCUUGACGAACACGGGAAUAUCCCUGGUGCCUUGUCAACGCCACACCUUGCUGCUAAUCUCCCUGGAAUGACACCAUUAGCACCAAUGCCUAUGUCAGGACAUCUUCCUGGUAUGGGUGCGAUUGCUGGUAUGUCAGGUUUUUCUGACCCUGCCGCUGGCAUAUUAGGAGGACCAGGUGCCGGUCUUCCAUCACUCGGAGCCCAUGGUAUGUAUGCACCUCCAGGCGCUGGAGCUGCUGCCGCUGCCGGUGAUGCGCCCUUGGCCGCAUUGGAGGCACAACGAAUGGCAGCGCUUCACCGAUACAGAGUGCUAUCUGGUAUGGCAGUUGCCAGACAAGGUGACAUUGAAUACUACCAACACCUCCGAAGAGAACAACUAUUGCGAGAAACAAGAAUGCUGCAACAAAUGGGAGAUGUUGCUUUGCUAGGUGGAGGUUCGCCUCCUCCAACUGCUGCUGGGAGUAUUGUGGCUCCUAGUGCUCCUACCAGUAGUCUUGCUGCUGUUACUGCUACUGCAGGGCCUAGUAGUAGCAGUGCAUUGGGCGUGUCCAAUGCCCCCGCUGCUGCUGCGGGUCGACACAUUGCUCCUCCUCCUGGAGCAAGACUACAACCCUCCACGCUGCCAGCCAGCGCCAGUUCCAAUCUUUCAGAAUCUUCCGCCUCCGAUAUAUUCGCAGAUGCUGUCAAAGAUCCCUCGGCGCAUGCCGAGUAA